Messenger RNA from Zingiber officinale, 1390 nucleotides. RefSeq names its product 24-methylenesterol C-methyltransferase 2-like. Bases 94 to 1185 code for a protein of 363 amino acids. The transcript has a single exon. Gene Ontology annotation, biological process: steroid biosynthetic process. Gene Ontology annotation, molecular function: S-adenosylmethionine-dependent methyltransferase activity. The record is from RefSeq and is a predicted model, not a curated record. NCBI's taxonomy places the organism in Eukaryota, Viridiplantae, Streptophyta, Magnoliopsida, Zingiberales, Zingiberaceae.
CGCUCUUCUUUUUGGGCUUCUCCUCGCUCACCAUAAAUCGGAACCCUAAUCCUCCGCAUCCUCUUUUAAGUGUUACCAUUCGAAAGACGAGCAAUGGAUCUCUCGACGGCGAUGUGGACGGCGGCGGUCGUCGGCGCUGUCGCGGUCUACUGGUUCGUGUGGGUGAUGGGCUCGGCGGAAGUGAAAGGCAAGCGGGCAGUGAACCUUAAGAUGGGAUCGAUCACGCGGGAUAAGGUGCAGGACAAGUACAAGCAGUACUGGUCCUUCUUUCUCCGCUCCAAGGAGGACAUUGCCGCCGCGUCCGACGACGACAACGUCCCUGCCUUCGUCGACACCUUCUACAACCUCGUCACAGACAUCUACGAGUGGGGAUGGGGGCAGUCCUUCCACUUCUCGCCCUCACUUCCCGGCCGCUCCCACCGGGAAGCCACACGCAUCCACGAGGAGCGCGCCGCUGAUCUCAUCGCCGCUCGGCCGGGCCAACGUAUCGUCGACGUGGGAUGCGGCGUCGGCGGCCCGAUGCGCGCCAUUGCUGCCCACUCCGGCGCCGACGUCGUCGGCAUCACCAUCAACGAGUACCAGGUCGCCCGCGCCCGCGCGCACAACCGCAAGGCCGGCCUCGACGGGCGCUGCGAAGUCGUCUGCGGCAACUUCCUCGAGAUGCCCUUCCCGGAAGGCACCUUCGACGGCGCUUACUCCAUCGAGGCCACCUGCCACGCUCCCCGCCUGGAGGACGUCUACCGCGAGGUCUUCCGCGUGCUCAAGCCCGGCGCCCUCUACGUGUCCUACGAAUGGGUCACCACCGCGUUGUACCGGCCGGACGAUCCGCGCCACGUCGAGACCAUCCGCGGGAUCGAGCGCGGCGACGCGCUGCCAGGCCUCCGCGAGCAGCACGAGGUGGCAGCGAUCGCGCGCCAAGCAGGCUUCGAGGUCGUGGAGGAGCGCGAUCUGGCGCUACCCCCUGCGGAGCCGUGGUGGACGCGUCUCAAGAUGGGCCGCUUCGCCUACUGGCGCAACCACCUGCUGGUCUCCGUCCUCGCCGCGCUGCGCAUCGCCCCGAAGGGCGUCGUCGACGUCCACGAGAUGCUCUACGAGACCGCCCGCCACCUGAGCGACGGCGGCGAUACUGGCAUCUUCACCCCCAUGCACAUGAUCCUCUGCCGGAAACCUCCCAUCAAUCAGUAAUCUCUCCAUCAAACAAGCUAUUCCAGAACCAAUAUACAAAUCUUCCAACUUCAACUAAUUAGUUCCAAGUGUCAGGUUUCCAGUUCAGGUUUUUUUUUUCUUUACUGGGUUUCUUCAUCGUCCCUGUUUUAGCGUUCAUGAUAUGAUGUCUGCAAUUGUGUUUCCUAAUUUAAUGGCAGAACUUUCAAAACCCCCCAUUUUCUCA